This is a messenger RNA of Caenorhabditis angaria, 390 nucleotides long. Lineage: Eukaryota; Metazoa; Nematoda; Chromadorea; Rhabditida; Rhabditidae. The record is from the annotation of a GenBank genome assembly.
AUGAUCAAUUUCCUCCUUUUCCUCCAAAUUUCCUUGAUCUUUGCCAACGAUGUUUUCAACAACAACAUCAUCGAAUUCCUCCAAACAAUCAAAAAAUCCAAAGAUCCAGGAUACUUCGAUAACAAUUUCAAAUUCCUGGAUUGCUCUAAAACUGAACUGGAUUCUCAAGGUUACUUGGAAAACCUCGUGGAUUCAAUGAGCUCGGAGAUUUUGGAAAGUGUUAGAAUUCCAAGUGCACAUAGAUUGCAUCAAGGUUCGAAUCUCCAUUCGUAUUAUAAUAUCACUGUCAAAUCAUUGAACUUUGUUCCAAAUUUUAAAUUUAAAAUUCAUAUUGAUAAGUCUUUUUUGGAAACUAUUAAAUUGAUUUCUGGUGAAAGAAUUGGGUGUUGA